CACUGCUCCACCAGGGAAGCCCCAAAUGGAAAUAUUUUUAACCUCCAUUAUAUAAAUGAGCUUAAUUACUUUCUUCUGACUUGGGUAUGAGUAGCUCAAGCACUGUAUGACAAAGUUCUUUGACUCUUUGACUCUUUUUCUAUUAGGAUAAAAAGUGGACUAAGCAUUCAUUCUAUUUAUUUCUAAUGUCUUCUCUUCUGAGGUCAUAUUUGAUCUUAAAUAUUCCAGCAAGUAGAUUUUAGUAUAGAGGUGUUAGUUCCAAUGCUUUGUUUGUACAGUUAAAUACAUCAGAUUCAGCAAUUUAGUGUGGGUGUGGCAGUGAUUGGAGAGAUUACAAAAUAAUUUCUAUUAAUCAAAAUAUAUUUUAAAGAGUAAAAAUAGUAGCUGUAUCAUUUGAGUUCAUGAAGACUUAGACGAUUUUUAAUAAUUAAUAGGUUUUUUCUGCCAAUGAGCAUUAGAUUACUGCUGACUUUUUAGUGUCAUAGUACCUUGUGGUAGUUUCUCUACAGGGUUUAAAGGUGUAUCUCAGGGUUUUUUUUUUUUUCUGUCCUGCUCAUAGGAAAUAAUCUUUACACAUGCUAUAAGGAAAAUACCUCUAGAAAUUCAUACAUGUCAUUAAUAUGUUAUAAGGAUCGGUCAGUUCCACUGUGUUCUUUUGUCAAUCUUGAUCGGAGCUUGCCGAGUAAGUCUAUAAGCCUGCAUGUGCCUGGCAACUGUUACCUAGUGACAGUUUCAGCUGCAGUAGCCAUUGGCUGUGCUGUUGAUUGGGGCAGGAGGACCGAGUCACCUUUCUGAUGGUGAGUUCUUCUGCAUCAGCUCAGGAUGAGGAGGAGGAGCAGGGCUUCGGUUCAGGUGGAGGCAGUGAUACUGAGAGACUGUGAGGAAUACACCGACAGCAUCUCGGUAACUGCAUCACAGUAAAUCGGACUUCUGAAUCAAGCAGCCCAGCCUAGCAGCUGAUAAGAGUGAAUGUAGGUGAGAAGCAUUGUUUUAUUCCUGUAACAAGAACUAUUUUGUGAUAAGUGAAACUAGGAAUGUGCAAGGAGGAAUAUCCUGUGGCUAUUAUUAUAAAAGAAGAAGGACUUCCCUGAAUGCCUUGGUGGUGCACAAGAAAAUAACUUUAAGAAGAAUGCUUUCUGUUAAGCUCCUGCAUUGUUCCUGAAGGAAAUGUUUCUAUUUCUAACGCAUGUUCUUUCUACAAAAGGUAUGACAGCAAAGACUGACAAGAGACUCUCUGAAAUGCCUGUACUUUAAAAAAGACUUUUGACAAAUGUUAACCUCAUAUCAGAAUGACCUUGGAAGCAUUUUGGAUGGAUUCUAUCCUGCCAGUCUUUCAGUAUUUCAAACUCUAGGAUUUAAACUCAUCUUGAUGCUUUAGAAGUAUUUUAAAACAAGAACAUCUUAUAACCUAUCUAAUGGCCCCUGUAUUAAUUGAGCACUUGCUCAAAAUAGAACACAGAACUAGAAGAGGCAUUUUCUUAACAUAUGGCUGCUAUAUAACUGCAAAUAUAACAAACAAGGUAAUUUUCCACUUUGAAAAGGUUUAGUUGAAGUAAUGAUUUAAUGUGUUAAUCAUUUAAUGAAAACAGAAAAGAUAUAGCAAUAUAGAUUAGAAAGCCUACUAGAAAUACCUAAGUAAUAAAUAAUGGCAGCAUUUCUAGUCAGAAGCUCAGAGCAUAUAGGAAAGUUACUGUUGUCUAAAUUUCAUAUAUAUUUACACAUAUUUGUGAGAUAUAGGUGUGGUUGCAAAGGUGAGAAAUAACUUUGAGCUGUAUAUUUUAUUAUCAUGCUCCGUUAUAAGGAAGGUGGUGUAUCAGAUAAUGAAGGUUGUUUUCAGUUAUUGAUGCUGAAACUAAUAGCAAAAAUGAUUUUAUUUUCCUUUUGAAAAGGAAGGAGUAUAAAUUACGAUGCUGGUGGUAGCACCAGAAACUGUAAUGGACUAAAACUCUUUUCAUCUGAAUGCUUAAAAAAUGCAUGCAGAAUUAAAACUUCAGAAGUUUUUCAUAUUUUGUCAGUAUUGACCCAUUGUGUAUUAUCUUCUCUACUGGAAGUAUGCUUUUUUUCUCUUAUGAGAGUUACAGGGCAAUCUGGAGUCCAUUACUGCUGUUCUGCUCCUUUGUGCCCUAGUAGAGAUGAGUCUUUUAGAAUUAAUCUUGUUGGAGAAGGGGGUUCUUAGCUUUUGAGAGAAAAGAGAGAGAAAUGGAUCAUAAAGUUGACCCACCAGCAUCAAACCCUGAACUGAGCCAAAGACACACUUUGCCACAAUGAACUUUUUCUUAGCUUUCCAACCAAAUCUGAGAUCUUAAUUAUUUAAAUUCUACAAUAUGAAUCCAUUUCUCCUGACAGAUGAAACAGGAAGCCUGAGCCUAUUUAAGGUUUUUUUCUCACUCUUUCGAGUUGAUCCCUAAGAAACUACCUUUCUGAGGAGAACAAACGGCCCACAAGAGCUUUUCUUCCUUUGGCAAUUGCUUUUUUUUCUUUUACAGAUUUAAUUUUUCAUAGUGCAAGGUAUUAUUGAAAAGUCCGUUUUCUCUAGGAGUGCCUUGUGUCUGCAAAAAGUUGUUUGAAAGCACCGGAGGAAGCUAAUCGGUGACCUUUUUUUCACCUCCUUUCUAGCUUAUCCCCCUUCCUCCCCCCUCCCAAAGCUGAGGUGUGUUACUGCUGCACUGAGGCUGAUGAAGAGACUUGAGUACUCCCUGGGAUGCUCAGCUGUGACAGAAGCGCUGCCACUGUCUACUGAAGCUGAUUCUGAGACACUCAUGGGCAGAGUUUAGCAGAUGCUAGGCAGGGCACCUGCUUGCUGUAGCCAGAGCUGCAGGUUCUUUUAAUUCCGAGCCAUGAAUGAAUCCAGGUGGACUGAAUGGAGGAUCCUGAACAUGAGCAGUGGCAUUUUGAAUGUGUCCGAACGUCACUCUUGCCCACUUGGAUUUGGCCACUACAGUGCGGUGGACGUCUGCAUCUUCGAGACAGUUGUUAUUGUCUUGCUGACAUUUCUAAUCAUUGCUGGGAAUUUAACGGUCAUCUUUGUCUUUCACUGUGCUCCACUCUUACACCAUUAUACGACCAGCUAUUUCAUUCAGACAAUGGCAUAUGCUGAUCUUUUCGUUGGAGUUACCUGCUUGGUUCCUACUCUCUCACUUCUCCACUACUCCACAGGUAUCCAUGAGUCACUGACUUGCCAGGUUUUUGGAUAUAUCAUCUCAGUUCUAAAAAGUGUUUCUAUGGCAUGUCUUGCUUGCAUAAGUGUGGAUCGCUAUCUUGCAAUUACCAAGCCUCUUUCCUACAAUCAACUGGUCACCCCUUGUCGCCUGAGAAUUUGCAUUGUUUUAAUCUGGAUCUACUCUUGCCUAAUUUUCUUGCCUUCCUUUUUUGGCUGGGGGAAACCCGGUUACCACGGUGACAUUUUUGAAUGGUGUGCCACCUCUUGGCUCACCAGUGUCUAUUUUACUGGCUUUAUUGUUUGUUUACUUUAUGCUCCUGCUGCCUUUGUUGUCUGCUUCACUUACUUCCACAUUUUCACAAUUUGCCGGCAGCACACCAAAGAGAUAAAUGACCGGAGGGCCCGAUUCCCUAGCCACGAAGUCGCUGCCUCUGGAGAGACUGGGCAUAGCCCUGACCGUCGCUACGCCAUGGUUUUGUUUCGGAUAACCAGUGUGUUUUACAUGCUCUGGCUCCCGUAUAUCAUAUACUUUCUUCUAGAAAGCUCCCGGGUCUUGGACAAUCCAACACUGUCCUUCCUAACAACCUGGCUUGCUAUAAGUAAUAGUUUUUGUAACUGUGUAAUAUACAGCCUCUCCAACAGUGUUUUCCGGCUAGGCCUCCGAAGACUGUCUGAGACAAUGUGCACGUCUUGUAUGUGUGUGAAGGAUCAGGAAGCACGAGACCCCCAACCUAGGAAACGGGCUAAUUCCUGCUCCAUUUGAAGAAAACCACACAGUAAAUCAAAUGUAGUCUGACAGUAGUUCGGGAUUGUAUUCUUGCUUCAUCUGGAAAUUUGCCACUAGAGAAAUAUUUACUAGAAUAGUUGACUAUGAGAGGAAGGGACUAAAGGUUUUUUUUCAUGGAAAAAAAAAAACCCUGAAGAAAAGGAUGUGUAGAGGGUAAUCUCGUGAGAUAAUUGUAGUGUGUGAGUAUGAAUGUGCAGUAAUAGGCAAAAUCAAGCACUGAGGAUGGAAAAGUACCUCAGAUCUUCCACAGGGCAUGAGCAAAGCCCCUGGCGUCUGUCUCUCUCUCUGACUGGACUCUCUCCUCUGUCUCUGUCUCUCUCACUCUCUUUGUGUUUGUGGAAAUUACUUACAUAAAUUGCCCUUUACAGAAAAAUGCUACAUAUUAUAUAUGUGGUAAAGUAUAAUUUUUUGCAUCAAAGUGUACUUGUUUAAACUCACUUAUCUACAAUCCCUAAACGGUCUCUCCAUGGAGGAUGCAUAGUAAGCAUUGUAUUUUAUUACCUGCCACACAACCAUUUUGCUUGUGUUUUUAUAAUAUCCGUAGCACAAAAUUUCUGCUAUGAACAAAAAGAAACAGUAUUUUUGUUUCUUCUGGGUAAAAUUAUGCUCCCUCCUCCUUCCUAACAGCUUUUUUUUUUUUCCUCUCCAUUUUUCUUGAUCUGCAUCCUUUGGCACCUUAAUCCAGAAGUGUCUUAGCUAAUGAAAGAAUCUACUAUAUAAAAGUCAUAAUGUUGAAUGAUUUAUUCCUUCCAAAAAAGCAUUCUAUAGGUUGUAUGAGAUACUGUGUUAAGUAUUUUUAAUGGCUUUGGGAAACAUUUUUAUUUGUUUUCUUUUGAAUUAGUUCAUGUGCCCAAAGUGGUGUCUUUUUGUUUUUUGCAGGGGCUAUAGUUAAGCUUUGUUUUUCUUUAAGAUAAUUCACAGAUAAUUCUAAUGCAGAUGCAGAGUACUCACUCAAAAGUGAGGUAUUGCUCUUAAAGCUACUUGUGUCCUUUUUUUUCCUAAAGAGUAAAAUAUUAACCUUUUUGUGUUAGAUUUACAAAGCUUAUUGUUGUGUCUGCUAAUUAUUUGUAUGAUAAUGCAUUUGCACAUACUAUAUUUUUUACAACAAAGAAAAUGUAAAUUACAUUAUGUGAUCUGUGCCUAAUGUCUUCUUAGCACACUAUAUAGAUCAGUGUUGCUUAAGUCAUCAACAUUGGACAAAAAUAUACAAAAACUUCUUUUAAGAGAAAAAUACUUUUGUGUAGUUGUUAUUUAGAUAUUUCUAUUAGACCAAGCUGCAUUCUUAGUGAUGCUGAGAAUAAAAUAUACUUAAUUAUCAAAUACAGGUAAGAACUGUCAGUAUUUUCUUUUGUAAUGAUCUGUUUUCAUAUUCAGAGAUUAAAUUAACUUAUUUUUUAGUGUGCUACAUGGAAUUGUGUAGUAAAUUGUCAGGGGUUUAGAUGUAGCAAAACAGCAUUUGGGAAAUUAGUAGUGAAGCAGGUGUAAGUGCUAAAACAUCUAAAUCUUACUUUUUUUACCAUAAGUUUCCUGCCUGACAGAUAUUUUAAAAUUUAUAUCAAACUACUGAGUAUUUUUCUUCUCAGCAUUUUUUAUUUCUUUAUUUUAUGAAAUGCAUUUAGUGAAAUGUGCCUAUGACUCUUCAAAUUGGAAGCCAAACAUGUUUGCACACUGGUGGUUUGACUUCAGAGGUCUUUUAGUAAAAGAAAUGUCAUCAUUUUAUUGAGGUUGUUCUGAACCCAUGUAUAUUUUUAAACAUGUAAGGAAGGUUUAAAAUAAAGAAUAAAACAGUAUUCUACAUAUUCAAAAUCAGACUUUGCUUCAGUUUAAUAAAACACUUAGAGUAAGAGUUUACUGUUGGGGAAUCAAAAUUUGUUUCACAUUUUUGUGGUUUGGGUUGUUUACAUUAAUUCUCAUCCCAUUUGCCAUUGACAUCUUGGAUAAGUUGAAAUGUGCCUUUUGAGUUCAGACCCGUUUAAGGAAAACAAACUUCAAGGAAACAUAAUGCUGCUGACUUUUCAGGUGGCAUAAACAGAACUUUCAACAUUAUAUGUAUUAUUUGGGAAUCAGAUUUUGAUCCUUUAGUUUGGUGUGUAAGUAUAGUUAGAAAAGACUCCAUAGAUCCUCUGUACAGAAAACCUGAGGCUGUGUUUAUUGCAUUUUCCUCUUCUGGCUUUUCCUCAUGGUAGUUAAUAACGAUAAUUAUAUGCCAGGCACUGUGUGAAGUUUUACAUAUAUGAAAACAUUUAAUCCUCACUACAACCCAUGGAGAUAGGUACUGUUUUUACCCCCAUCCUAAAGAUGGGGAAACCAAAGAAAAGUGAUUUAUCCAAAGUCAGUCAUUCAAUUAAUCAGUGGUAGAGAGGUUCAUUCACACUCAGUUAACCAUUAUGCUGUGCUGCCUUUUCCCCCCAAAGCCUCCAGACCUUUGUACCUCUGUCUAUACCUUUUCCCUACAGAACUUGUUUGAGUUUUCUUUUUUUCUCACUUAAAUCUUUUGCUUCAGGUCUUUCCUUGUGAUAUCUUUUUCCUUGAUCUUAAAAAUCUCUUUUAUUAAAGUAGCAAUCUGGUAAGCCCCCACUUAACCAGUUUAGUCUUCAAUCCAACUGAAACCCUGGGGCAUGACAUUCCCUUGACAUUACUUUUGUUCAUUUUUGUUAAGUUUUCAUUGAAUAUCUUUUUCAAGUCUCUAUAAAUUUCUUAUUGAAAAAAAUGUUUUUUGAAGGAGAAGAGUGGAGAAGGAAAUCUCUGUUUUAGGCUGAAAGGAGAGCCUCUAGAAGGCAAGUUCUCGGUUUAGAUUCUUCAUUUAUUUUAAUGUUUCAUGUGCAACUCUAGGGCAAGCCACUUAACUUGCUUUUGACAUAUUUUAAUAUGUGUUUAUAUAAUAAUACUUAUUUUGAAAUUAUUCUGUCUUUUAGAUGAAUAUGUUUUAAGAAUAGAAAGCAUAACCAUUAUUCUUAUUAUAUUGUAUUCUAUGGUAAUUAUCCAAUUUGGUUAUAAAUGACAACCAAACAAUAAUGAUGUAGUCUAUUACUAAAGGUUCUGUUAUCUGUGGCAUUGUUUCUAAAGUUAUAUAGUGUUGGAAGCCUUUAUAACCUACUAGUUUGUGAAACCUGCACUGAAAUCCUGGCCCUCGUAAGCUGUUUAGCCCUAGGAAAAAUACUGAAUGUUCUACGUCUCCAGUUUUCUCAUCAGGAAGAUCCAGAGACUUGUACCUUCCUACUAGGCUGGAUUUGAGGACUAAAUGAGAUAAAGUAAUCUCUGUGUUCAGCAUGGCUCCUGACACAUAGAAAGUAUUUGGAAUGUGGUAGCUCCUGUUUUAUCAUCUUUGUGGAUGCCAGAUUUAUUGCCAUCACAACUUAAAGGUCACUAAUUGCAAUUUAAGAAAAUUGUAUUUUCUAACAAUUAGAGUUUUCUAAAACGGCGUUUUUUCCCAAAUCUGUCUAAACUCAGAUUUUGGCAUAAACUCAGAUAUUUUUAAAUAUAGAAAACUUCCAUAAUCUCUGAAAGCUCAUUUUCCAGGAAUAGUUAUUCAUGAAGACAUCAUUUGAGAUUAAAGACAUCCAGCAAGCAGAUGAUGGGAUGAGACAGGAAUGAUUCUGAGAUUAACCUACCUCCUUACUUUAUUGUAUUAAAUAUGCUUAAAUAUUUUUCUUCCAUCAGGUUGGCAAUAGAAGGAAAGCGUUGUUCAGGAAUAUCUUGCCAUUUGUCUUCACAUUUUAGUUUUCCUGAUUUACUAAAAUGGAAUUUAAGGUAUUUUGUCAUGUACAUGUUACCUCGAAGAAACAAAGAUUAAUAAAUAGAUUCGCUCUACAGGUAUCUUCUAUAAUGAAGAUUAGAAAUGAUGUUGCUGCCUUAAAUUAAAUGACUUUCCUCUGUCUCUCCCUACCCUGGAAGCUAAUCAUUAGAUGUGAAAAAGUUAUAAAUAUGCGAUAAACAGAGAAGAUUAAGAUGUGGGGAGUUUGCUUGUAUAACAUGCUGAGCGUAGCAUCAUUUGUGUCCAGGUAGUACCAUCACAAUGCACAGGAGAUUAUGUUACUGAGUUGAUGCUCUAUUCUGAUGUGUAGGUUCCAAAAGUUGCUCUUUUCCCUGAGUAAAACUUUAAGAUUAGAAGGAUAUGUAGAAAGUUGCAUAAUCAUCAACCAAAUAUAUAGACACUGAGGAAAACAAAAUGACUUGAAAAGAAAAAAAUAUAAAUCCCCUUUUCAGUGUUUCUUAUAUAUGAAAGUUUUAUCCAGGGCUAGUUUUGCUCUAUAAUUUAAAAUAUUUUAACUUUAUUUAAUAGUGUAAAUGAUUGUCUUUUAAAAUAUUAAAAGUGAUGUGAUUAGGUUUUUCUUCUUUAUUAAUCUGUUUAAAAGUUUUUUACAGUGAGUGUUUACUUAUGUUAUAAUGGGAAAAUUGUUUUGUUAAAAAGAAUGCUGACUGUUUAAAAAAUAUUUUGAUGUUUCACAAAAGUUUGGUUGAUUCUACAAGUAACAUUAUCCAAUUUUGUCUCAAUACUAUAUUCUUUUGAAGACAGUUUAUGUAGUUUCUGACUUGUGUAAUAUUUGUUAUUUCACGUAAAAUUUUUAGAGAAGUUUGAUGCCCUUCUGCUUAUGAUAUUAGAUGUCCUUGACAUAAUUUUGCUUCAACACAAUCAGUUUGAAGUGUUAUUUGCUGAAUCUGAAAGGGAUCUCAAUCACCUACCACUUUUCUACUGCACCAUUUUUUUAAUGCACCGUUGAUGGCACCUUUUAGCGUUUUUCACAUCUUUAAAUAACAGAAGGAUGACCUUGCAUUAAGGAAAUAGGGUCCCGCUGGUGUGUUAACUGCAUUUCACAGAUAGGCAAGAUUCUGCUUUCAGUCCCCCAUCCCCAAAGAUCAUAUCUAUAACUUUUUAAUGGUAACUUUUAUUCUAUUUUUUUAUGAUUCCCUAUGAAGGUGAAGAAAAUCAGAGUAAUAAAUUCAGCAGGAGUCUGUUAUGUCUGAUAGCAGAAAGGCAUAUGUGAUAUCAGUAUCUUCACUAUAGUAAAUGGGACCACCAGAUUAGUUUUGGAGAUUGUAAAGUUUUAAAAUAUGUUGGUGAUAAAUAUCAAGAAACAUAGUACAUAAUGGUAGAAUUUAUUGAAUGGAAAUAUUUGCUUAAAUUCUGAAACUUCCCCAAAUGCUCCUUUAUGCAAGAGAAAUCACAUUUAUUUUUGACUUUAGAAAUUUGACUCAAAUUUUACUGUUUUCUACUUAAUUUUAUGUUUUCUACUUAAGCAAGUAUAAAUGAUGUUGAUGCUGGUAAAAAGUGCCCAGAUAUACUUUAUAAAUUCAAAGUGGUGGCAUUAUUUUAGGUGGAAGGCCCACAUACAACCAAUCAAGUACAAAGUUAUAUAGGCUGUUCUUUAAAAUUUAAAAUGUAUCUUUGAAUGCAGUGCAGACUGUAGCAAGAGAUGACCAGUGCAUUUGUCUGAGGUUAUGCCUGACACAAGCAAGUGUUCGUGUAUUUACCCUGUGUAAAAUACAGUUUUAAAACAUUUACUUAUAUUUCUAAUAGAGUUUGAAGUUUAAAAUAGGUAUUAGAUUAUACAUUUUAUAAUAAUAAAUAGCCUCUUCACAGUUAUUAUUCCAUUUACUCUUCCAGGAGUUUUAUAAUUAAAAAUAGUAAAUUGGUAAAAUUGAUAUUAUAAAUGAUAGAUUUUGCUAAGGUUAAAAUAUAAUUUGUGAAGAAGCAGGUUAAAAAAAUCCUGAAAAUCCUUGUUUUAAUAUUUUAACAAAUUAAAUUAUAUUUGGA
Delphinapterus leucas (beluga whale) is the source of this 9702-nucleotide messenger RNA. The record is from RefSeq and is a predicted model, not a curated record. Lineage: Eukaryota; Metazoa; Chordata; Mammalia; Artiodactyla; Monodontidae.